AUGGAUACCUUGGUUAAAAAUCAGAAAAUAAUAGACAUCGCUAUCGAAAUAUCAAAUAGUAACUUUAACUUUAGAAUAGAAACCGUCGUUGUUUCGAAAGAUGUUGAUGAAGCGAUUAUUAAUAAAUUCCUUCAAAGUUACAAAGGAACUGUAGUGGUCGAAAUGAAGAGGGACGGACCACCUCCAAAACAAGUGGUUAUAUUCGUGGAAUCAUACUUCUCGUUUAAAAAGAUAUUGGGAAUUUUAAAACCCGACCUAAAGGGAAAGUCGUUGAUGCACAGUGGAGCGAAACUUGUAAUUAUUUUAUUGUCACACCCACACAACCUUCGGCAAAUAAACAGUCUUCUAUGGGACUAUUAUGCCAUCGAUGUAGUAAUAAUAGUCGAACGAAAGGUCGGAAAUAUAGCUCUAUACACAUAUUUUCCUUACAAAAGUGAAACGGAUUGUGAUAAUGUAGAGCCUACGUUGAUUGGGUUGUGGAGUGAAGAUAUAAAUCACAAAAGUAAACUAUUUCCAGAUAAAACAUCUAACAUGAACCAUUGUCCUUUAUUUAUUUCAACCAAUAAAGUUUACCAUCCGGCAACUGAACACAAGAUUCCUUUACAAAUAAUUAAGAAGACAUUGCAUAACAUGCUACGAGACAUAGUAAAUAGCACCCUCGUUGUUAUAAAUCGGAAAUAUACAAGCAUUGAUUCAGACAGUACUAUGAGUUGGUCUGAAUCGCUUAACGACGUGAGUCGUGGUGUUGUUAAUAUUUCAACUUGCACCGUGUCGCUUGGAUUUGACAAAGGAGGUUUGUUUGACUAUUCUGUGCCCUAUUUUAGAAUACGACUAGCCUGGAUAGGACCACCCACUACAUUCGGCUCAACUCUGUGGAAACUAUUGGUACCUUUAAAUGGAUAUUUGUGGCUUGUAUUGCUCAUCGUUUCUUUUAUAGUCAUAACUAUUCCGUACAUAUCGAAGAUUCAAUGCGUUAAGCCAUUCUGCAGUCGAUAUUUUAAAAACCUCAACAAAAUGCGAAGAAUUACUUUCAGAACAUGGGGCGUUAUGGUAGGACAGCCCAUACGAGUUAAACCAAGGAGAUUUCGAGAUUUCUAUUUAAUCAGUCUAUGGAUUUGGUUCACUUUCAUUGUGAGAAGCGCAUAUCAAAGCGUGUUAAUAGGAGCAUUGAAGACAGACACCAUUAUUGGUAAUUUCCUAAAUCUACAAGAAGCUGUCGACGAUGGUUAUCAUUUCGGAGGUCGUUCAGGAAUAUUGGCGUAUUUUGAACAUGAUCCAAUAAUUGAAGAUCGUUUUCAAGUGGUGCUCGAAUCUAAGUACGAUCAGACAUUUCGAGAUGUUUUAGAAAACAAAAAGAGAUUUAUUAUUGCGAGCUCUUUGGAGUACGCGUGGACGUUGUGUUUAGCUGAAGCGAUAAGCGAGAAAGAUUGCGGUUAUUUAUUGCCAGAUUCGAUACUAAUGGUACCCUUGGUAGUUUGGAUGAAGAAACAUUCACCAUUUGUUCGGCCCUUGUCUGUGUGGUUACCGAGAUUGAUAGAAAGCGGAUUGUUGAUAAAAGACGCAGAACAAAAACCACUACAGAAUAUUAUUACAUCGGAUCCUACGCCGCUGACUAUAAAACAAGCUGUUAGCUGUUUCUUAUUACUUAUUCUGGGCUACGGUAUAUCCAUUACAGUGUUUGUUCUAGAAUUGUUAUUAAAAAAACAAUCUUGUUACGGAUGCUAUUUAAAAAAGAAUAAUUUCAAUACACGCUGCUAA
Messenger RNA from Colias croceus (clouded yellow), 1758 nucleotides. RefSeq lists its product as uncharacterized. The record is from RefSeq and is a predicted model, not a curated record. Lineage: Eukaryota; Metazoa; Arthropoda; Insecta; Lepidoptera; Pieridae. The transcript has a single exon. Bases 1 to 1758 code for a protein of 585 amino acids.